AUGGUUCUGCUGGAGAACCCGUCCUCCUGUCCGCUCGUCGUCUCCUCGGCGUCUGACCGGAACCACAGCUUCCUGUGGAGGACUGAGCGUCUGGCGGCGGACAUUUUGGAUCUAAUGCAUUUUCUCACCUUUGUGUUUAUUCUGGACGUCUUUCCACUUUACUUUGGGUCAGAAGUUCCUGCGCUGGUCGGCGUGACGCCAAGCAAACGACUUCUGGACGCUCAGAGACCACCUGCAUCCAGGUUAGCAGGAGAAUCAGCUCCAAUCAGAGGAUCGGAUCACGCGCUGCCGUCGGCCACGCGCAUCCCGCGCACCCGCAGCAGGGCUGAUGUGGAGCGGCUGCAGGAGGAGGAUCUGACUCCUGCUGGAAGGAUGUGGACCUCCUGCGCUCUGCUGCUGCUCCUGUUGGGCUCAGGACUGGGUCUCCAGAUCCAGUGUUACCAGUGUGAGGCGUCCCGAGACUGCGCCACGCCCGACUUCAUCGUCAACUGCACCGUCAAUGUCCAGGACACCUGCCAGAAGGAGGUUCUGGUGAAGGAUGAUGGUAUUCACUACCGGAAGUCCUGCGCCUCCUCAGGAGCCUGCCUCAUCGCCUCCUCGGGGUACCAGCAGUUCUGCACCGGCAAGCUCCACUCCGUCUGCAUCACCUGCUGCAACACGCCGCUUUGCAACGGCCCGCCGCAGAAGAGGCGGACCCCGCAGUCCUCCACGGGAACCUCAGCCACACUGCAGGGCGCCCUGGUCUCUGCCUGCGUCCUGCUCCUGCUGCUGGAGCCACUCCUCUGCUGACAGGA
Molecule: messenger RNA, 794 nt
Organism: Cyprinodon variegatus (sheepshead minnow)
Lineage: Eukaryota; Metazoa; Chordata; Actinopteri; Cyprinodontiformes; Cyprinodontidae
Exons: 5
Coding region: 1-789 (262 amino acids)
Biological process (GO): acetylcholine receptor signaling pathway
Molecular function (GO): acetylcholine receptor inhibitor activity
Source: RefSeq, a predicted model, not a curated record